AGCGAGGAAACAGGGUGGUGAUAUCAAAAAGCGCAGCUGGUCUGGCGAUCGAGGCUACUGACGUCCUGAUGGCGGUUGUUGCGCUUCAAGAAACUGGCGGGGAGACGGCAGUUUUGGGACGCAGUGUGUAUAAGGCGUAUGGGAAAAGGACGUCGGAUGUCUCGGUUCUUAGAAACUUGGAUAUACACGUGCCUCAAGAAGCAAUCUAUGGUCUACUGGGGCCUAGUGGAUGUGGCAAAACCACACUAUUAAGAUGCAUUCUUGGUCGUCUGGAAAUCGACUCAGGAGAAAUCCUCGUUCUAGGCAAACCGCCCAACACACCAGGACAUGGCAUCCCUGGUGUACGAGUCGGAUACAUGCCACAGGAGUCGGCAUUGUUUUCCGAGUUUUCGAUGAAAGAUCAUUUGCGGUACUUUGGCCAACUGCAUGGCAUGACGAAGAAGGAGAUUACAUCAAGAACCGAAUUUCUUGUUCAGUUGCUCAAUUUUCCAGAGCCCGAGAAACUGGCAAGAGAUUUAAGUGGAGGCCAACAGAGGAGAGUAUCAUUUGCUGUUGCUCUUUUACAAGAGGCACCUCUUCUUAUACUCGACGAACCGACUGUAGGCGUCGACCCGCUUCUCAGAGCAAAGAUUUGGAGGCACUUGAGGGAGCUAGUCGUACAGACAAAGACAACGAUUGUUAUCACCACACACUACAUAGAGGAAGCACGCCAAGCGGAUAUGGUCGGUCUGAUGAGAGAUGGCAAAAUUCUUGCCGAAGCACCACCCAGUGAACUGAUGGAGAGACACUCCUCUGCAACUUUGGAGGACGUUUUCCUUACCAUCUGUGAGAGUGAGGUUGGUGUCAAUGGCGACGGAGACGCUGUCAUCAAUGAUAUCGAGAAUGAUGCUAGCAGUUUGUUACUAUUUGGAAAGACGUCAGUUGAAAAAGGAAGUGAUGCUAGUGCUGGUAGAUCGUACUUAGUCAACAAGGCAAUGGAAACAGUAAGAGGUUGGUGUCGCAGUUGUGCAUGCACUUCAUGCCAUUGUCAAGCUCCGUCGUUCACUAAAGCAUCAAUAUACAAGAGUUGUACAAACUGUGUCGCAGUCAUAUGGAAAAACAUCAUAAAAUUCAAGAGAAAUCCCGGAUUGCUCAUAUUUAUGUUCCUACUUCCGAUGUUUCAGAUUUGUGUGUUUUGUCUUGCCAUCGGUGGGGAUCCCACUGACCUUUCGGUGACGAUUGUAAAUCAAGAUGCGACUAACCCUGGAUUUGGUGACAUGUUUAUUGAGCAGCUAGACAACACAACAAUUCACAAGAAAUAUGCUGUAAGUGAAGCUGAAGGAAGACAGCAGGUAGUUGACGGUCACUCGUGGGCUGUCGUUUACAUUGGAUCAAAUUUCACGGAAGACAUGAUGAAGAGAGUUCUGGAAGGUUUGAAGGCUGACAAUGAGACGUUGGAAGGCUCGACUAUUGAGAUAUCAAUGGACGAAACUAAUGAGCAGAUUGCUCUAGUUCUUGUGCGAGAGUUUCAGAGUGCGUAUGAGGCGUUUGUGGAGAAAGCUGUCAAGCUUCUGAAUGGGAAUCCUAAAGCGGUUGCUUCUCCAGUUCAGUUUGGACCUCACAUAUACGGCCCCAAGACAUUGAAAUUUACAUACUACAUUGCACCAGGCAUACUCGUUAGCAUAUCAUUCGGGAUGGCGAUCGGUCUGACCGCCAUUACUCUCAUUUUGGAAAGAAAGGAAGGCUUGUUGGAUAGAAGUUGGGUCGCUGGUGUCAAUGUGUUUGAAGUCGUUUUCUCUCAUGCUGUUACUCAGCUUUUUAUAAUUAUUGUGCAGAUGAUGUUUAUGGUGAUAUUUUUGAUAUUAGUUUUCAAGAUUCCAUGUGAGGGGAAUGUUGCAUAUGUUCUACUGCUUGUCAUUCUUCAGGGAAUGACAGGAAUGAGUUGUGGCCUUCUCAUCUCUGCUCUUUGUGACACGGAGAUUGCAGCUGUACAGUUGGCUAUGGGAUUGUUUUAUCCAACACUGCUACUCAGCGGCAUAAUAUGGCCAAUCGAAGCAAUGCCCUUGUGGCUACGAUACAUCAGCUAUUGCCUUCCCACUAUGUACGCAGCUAAAUCAAUGCGUUCAAUCAUGAGUCGAGGUUGGGGGCUGGAUUGGCAAGUUGUGUGGACCGGCUAUCUCAUCACGAUUGCCUGGUUUCUUCUCCUCUUGCUCUUGUCUGCCAUCGGACUGAAGAAGAAAAAGUGAUUUUAGUGAGCAUUUUUAUUGAAGAUUGAUAAUCUUUUGUGAACAUUGUUUACUGAUUUGUUGUCAAAUUUGGUUGGCAUGGGCACGUUAGUAGAGCGACACUGACACACAUAUGAUUAAUAGUUAUUUUUGAUAA
This is a messenger RNA of Corticium candelabrum, 2361 nucleotides long. Its product is annotated as ABC transporter G family member 20-like. Lineage: Eukaryota; Metazoa; Porifera; Homoscleromorpha; Homosclerophorida; Plakinidae. The record is from RefSeq and is a predicted model, not a curated record. Gene Ontology annotation, molecular function: ABC-type transporter activity; ATP hydrolysis activity; ATP binding. The transcript has 23 exons. Gene Ontology annotation, biological process: transmembrane transport. Bases 69 to 2225 code for a protein of 718 amino acids. Gene Ontology annotation, cellular component: membrane; ATP-binding cassette (ABC) transporter complex.